CACACCCAAAUUUCUAAAUCAACAAAAAAUAAUGUCACGAAACUACUUUUUUCUUUUCUUUCUUUUCCUUUGUCUUAUUCUAAGUGCAGAAGCCCGCGCCCCAUUUGCUUGUGAUCCAAGAAAUGGGCUAACAAGGUCUAUGCGCUUCUGUAAGGUCAACCUCCCGAUUAAAGUAAGGGUUCAAGACCUUAUCGGAAGGUUGAACUUACAAGAAAAAAUAAGGUUGUUAGUAAAUAAUGCAGCGGGAGUGCCGAGAUUUGGAAUUCAAGGUUACGAGUGGUGGUCGGAGGCUCUACAUGGAGUAUCCGAUGUGGGACCCGGAACCAAGUUCCAAGGGGCUUUCCCGGGCGCUACUAGUUUUCCUCAAGUCAUCACCUCCGCAGCUUCUUUCAAUGCCACUCUUUGGCAAGCUAUUGGAGAGGUGGUAUCAGAUGAAGCAAGAGCAAUGUAUAAUGGAGGAACAGCAGGAUUAACAUAUUGGAGUCCAAAUGUGAAUAUAUUUAGAGACCCAAGAUGGGGAAGAGGCCAAGAAACUCCUGGUGAGGACCCUUUUUUAGCUGCCAAAUAUGCUUCUAGUUAUGUUCAAGGUCUUCAAGGUCAUUACAAUAAGAACAGGUUAAAGGUUGCUGCUUGUUGCAAGCAUUAUACUGCUUAUGAUCUUGAUAAUUGGAAUGGCAUUGAUCGUUACCACUUUAAUGCUCGAGUGAGUAAGCAAGACUUGGAGGACACAUACAAUGUGCCCUUUAAAGCAUGUGUAGAAGAAGGACAAGUUGCUAGUGUCAUGUGUUCCUACAACCAAGUUAAUGGCAAGCCUACUUGUGCUGAUGUUGAUCUACUACGUAACACUAUUCGUGGCCAGUGGCGCCUUAAUGGGUAUAUUGUAUCGGAUUGUGACUCAGUUGGUGUAAUGUACGAUUCUCAACAUUACACUCGCACACCGGAGGAAGCAGCUGCGGACACUAUCAAAGCGGGUUUAGACUUGGACUGUGGGCCCUUUUUAGCAGUGCACACCGAAGGGGCAAUAACGAAAGGACUAUUGACAGAAGCUGAUGUAAACCAGGCCUUGACCAACACCAUAACUGUCCAAAUGAGACUAGGAAUGUUUGAUGGUGAACCAUCAGCUCAACCAUUUGGAAACUUGGGCCCAAAAGAUGUUUGCACUCCAGCCCAUCAAGAUCUGGCCCUUCAGACAGCUCAUCAAGGAAUAGUUCUUCUCCAAAACAGGCCUGGAUCACUGCCGUUGUCCGCAGACCAACAUCCUACUAUUGCUGUUAUUGGGCCUAAUGCUGAUGCUACCGUUACCAUGAUCGGAAACUACGCCGGUGUGGCAUGUGGAUACACAUCUCCAUUGCAAGGCAUAUCAAGAUACGCAAAAACAAUACAUGAAGCAGGAUGCAUAGGUGUAGCUUGCAAUAGCAACCAACAAUUUGGGGCAGCAAUAUCAGCAGCAACCCACGCGGAUGCAACAGUAUUAGUAAUGGGCCUGGACCAAUCUAUUGAGGCCGAAGCCCUAGACAGAAAGUCUGUUCUUUUACCGGGCCACCAACAAGAAUUGAUUUCAAGGGUGGCCAUGGCUUCUAGAGGCCCAACUAUUUUGGUUUUGAUGUGUGGUGGGCCUGUUGAUGUAUCCUUUGCUAAAAAUGACCCAAAGAUAAGUGCCAUUUUGUGGAUAGGUUAUCCUGGUCAAGCAGGUGGUACUGCUAUUGCUGAUGUCCUCUUUGGUACCACUAAUCCAGGAGGAAAGCUUCCAAUGACAUGGUAUCCACAAGACUAUGUAUCAAAAAUCUCAAUGGCAGACCUUGCAAUGCGGGCCAACCCAGCAAGAGGUUAUCCGGGCCGAACAUACCGUUUCUAUAAAGGGCCCGUUGUAUUCCCAUUUGGAUUUGGGUUAAGUUACACUAGCUUUACUCACUCUUUGGCACAAGCACCAACAAAAAUGAUGUUAGCCCUUAAAAACCAAAUUCCUAAUACAAAUAUUUCUAAAUUGCACACAAACAAUGCCAUAAGGGUGUUACACACAAAUUGUGACUCUACACCUUCCCUAAGCCUCCACAUUGAUGUAACGAAUAUGGGUAAGAUGGACGGGUCCCACACCGUCCUCGUGUACUCGACCCCACCCAAUGGGGCCCAGUCAACUGAGAAGCACCUCAUUGGGUUCGAGAAAGUCCACGUGUCGGCGGGUUCGCAGCAACGAGUUAGGAUGAAUUUACACGUUUGCAAGCAUCUUAGUAGGGCAGAUGAAUUUGGGAUUAGAAGAAUCUCAAUGGGUGAACAUAUAAUUCACAUUGGGUAUGAUCUCAAACAUCAGAUUUCUGUUCAAGUUGAUUUAGGAAAUUGAUUAAGAUCUUAUAUGGUAAUUUUAAGGCUAGUAGGAAAUUAUAUAUUUUUAAAGUUUGCCACAAGCUAAGUGUUGAUAAACUAAUUAAGGUGAAGUACCUGGUGCUAUACAUAGAAUCAUUAUUCAGAAGUAUACAGAAAAUGUGAUUUUUAGUUUGGUUUGCUUUGUUUGAUAACAAUUUGAAAAUAACUAAUUGGAAUGAUGCUUUAAAUUAUUCAAGGAGUAUCUUACAGAGUUACAAGUCUGUAGUUUAUAGAGAGAGGUGUUAGCUAAAUCAUCCAAUUGAUAUCUAAACUUAUCACGUUGUACUACGAUGACAGUGUAGAUAUAAACUAAUAGUAGAACGACCCUUUUUUACGCAUGAGUAAUUGUAAACUGAUUUCAAUUGCAAC
Messenger RNA from Amaranthus tricolor (Joseph's coat), 2730 nucleotides. Its product is annotated as beta-D-xylosidase 1-like. The record is from RefSeq and is a predicted model, not a curated record. Bases 32 to 2338 code for a protein of 768 amino acids. Gene Ontology annotation, biological process: xylan catabolic process; arabinan catabolic process. Gene Ontology annotation, molecular function: xylan 1,4-beta-xylosidase activity; alpha-L-arabinofuranosidase activity. The transcript is spliced from 7 exons. Gene Ontology annotation, cellular component: plant-type cell wall. NCBI's taxonomy places the organism in Eukaryota, Viridiplantae, Streptophyta, Magnoliopsida, Caryophyllales, Amaranthaceae.